AAAGCACAGGAAUGGUGUUCAUUAUUGUUCAGUGUCUUUAGCUGUGCCCGAAAGGUCAGUGAGGCAGGCAUUUUCCAUAUGAAUUUUGGCCUGAGCGCCAAGCUGAAGGUGGAAUGUUCCUCGGAGAGGCUGAAGAUGAUGCCAGACCAGUUUGACCAGGCGGUUGUGCUAAACCAGCUGCGAUACUCGGGGAUGCUGGAGACGGUGAGGAUCCGGAAGGCGGGGUAUGCAGUCCGCAGACCCUUUCAGGAUUUCUACAAAAGGUAUAAAGUGCUGAUGCGGAACGUGGCUGUGCCCGAGGACAUCCGGGGGAAGUGCACGGCCCUGCUGCAGCUCUACGACUCCUCCAACAGUCAGUGGCAGCUGGGCAAGACCAAGGUCUUCCUUCGAGAAUCCCUGGAGCAGAAACUGGAGAAGCAACGGGAGGAGGAAGUUACGAGGGCGGCCAUGGUGAUCCGGGCCCACGUCUUGGGCUACUUGGCACGAAAGCAAUACAGAAAGGUCCUGUAUUGCAUAGUGAUCAUACAGAAGAAUUACAGAGCAUUCCUUCUGAGGAGGAGAUUUUUGCACCUGAAGAAAGCAGCCAUAGUUUUCCAGAAGCGACUCCGAGGUCAGAUUGCUCGGCGAAUUUACAGACGCCUGCUGGCGGAGAAACGGGAGGAGGAAGAGAAGAGGAAACGGGAGGAAGAGGAGAGAGAAAGAGAGAGGGCACGAAGAGAAGCUGAGCUCCUCGCCCAGCAGGAGGAAGCCGCCCGGAAGCAGCAGGAGCGGGAAGCCUUGCAGAAGAGUCCGAGGGAAGCGGGACUGCACUGUGACCUGGAGAAGCAGAAGGAAAACAAGCAGGUGGAGGAGAUCCUGCGUCUGGAGAAAGAGAUCGAGGACCUGCAGCGCAUGAAGGAGCGGCAGGAGCUGUCCCUGACCGAGGCGUCGUUGCAGAAGCUGCAGCAGCUGCGGGACGAGGAGCUCAGGAGGCUGGAGGACGAAGCGUGCCGAGCGGCGCAGGAGUUCCUGGAGUCGCUCAACUUCGACGAGAUCGACGAGUGCGUCCGCAACAUCGAGCGCUCCCUGUCGGUGGGCAGCGAGUUCUCGGCCGAGCUCGGGGGGCCGGCGGAGGGCGCGGGCGCCGAGAAGCCCAGCUUCAACUUCAGCCAGCCCUACCCGGAGGAGGAGGUGGACGAGGGCUUCGAGGCCGACGACGACGCCUUCAAGGAUUCGCCCAACCCCAGCGAGCACGGCCACUCGGACCAGCGAACUAGCGGCAUCCGCACGAGCGACGAGUCGUCGGAGGAGGACCCCUACAUGAACGACACGGUGGUGCCCACGAGCCCCAGCGCGGACAGCACGGUGCUCCUCGCCCCGUCGGAGCACGGCUCGUCCAGCGGGGAGCCCGCCUACUGCAUGCCCCAGGGGGGCGGCGGCGGCGGCCUCGGCCUCCUCCCCUCCCCGGACGGCGACUACGACUACGACCAGGACGACUAUGAGGACGGGGCCAUCACCUCGGGCAGCAGCGUGACCUUCUCCAACUCGUACGGCAGCCAGUGGUCCCCGGACUACCGCUGCUCCGUGGGGACCUACAACAGCUCCGGGGCGUACCGCUUCAGCUCGGAAGGGGCGCAGUCCUCGUUUGAAGACAGCGAAGAGGACUUUGAUUCUAGGUUUGAUACAGACGAUGAACUUUCUUACCGGAGGGAUUCGGUGUAUAGCUGUGUCACCCUGCCUUACUUCCACAGCUUUCUAUACAUGAAAGGUGGCUUAAUGAACUCCUGGAAACGCCGCUGGUGCGUCCUCAAGGAUGAAACCUUCCUGUGGUUCCGCUCCAAGCAGGAGGCCCUCAAGCAAGGCUGGCUCCACAAAAAAGGUGGGGGCUCCUCCACGCUGUCCAGGAGGAACUGGAAGAAGCGCUGGUUUGUCCUCCGCCAGUCCAAGCUGAUGUACUUUGAAAAUGACAGCGAGGAGAAGCUCAAAGGCACCUUGGAGGUCCGGACGGCCAAGUAUGUUGACGGACCCCGGAGAUGGCCCAGUGGGGUGGUGCUCGGGGGCUGCUCGGUCGUUCAUGUCGAUGCCUCCAAAGCCACCUGGCCCGUGGUCUUCGAAGCAGUAGGUUGUAGGCGUCGAGUGCGUCCCAGUCAUUCACUUGAGCCGAUCGAAUUGUUAGGGGCCUGGGGAAAUGACUUUGUGAACCGUUCACUUCUCAUGGUCACGUUCGGACCCUUGCCUCUCAGUAAGAUGCCCGCUGGUCCUGGUGGGGAUGUGAUUGGUUGUGUGCAGGGAUCCUCGAAUAUUGAACAGUGGGUUAAGAAGCUUUUACUGAUCAACACACCACAACAGAUUGCUAAAUUGGAACCAGACUGCCCAUCUGGAGGUGUUUGGUUUUUUGCUUUAGUUUUUGAGUUUUUAGUUUUUGCUAUAGUCGUUGACAUAUAGCAUGUGAGUUUCAGAUGUACAACGGAGUGAUUCCACCUUUGCAGAGUGAUCGCCACAGGGAGUCUAGUGAACAUCCAUCUCCACACAUAGUUAACAAUUUUUUUUUUGGUGAUGAGAACUUUUAAGAUCUACUCACUUAGCACUUUAUCCAAAUGGGCGAUACUGUACUCUUAACUAAUUCUCUCAUGCUGUACAUGAUGGCCCCAGGACUUAUUUUGUAACUGGAAGAUUGUAACUUUUG
This is a messenger RNA of Leptonychotes weddellii (Weddell seal), 2665 nucleotides long. The record is from RefSeq and is a predicted model, not a curated record. NCBI's taxonomy places the organism in Eukaryota, Metazoa, Chordata, Mammalia, Carnivora, Phocidae.